Pleuronectes platessa (European plaice) is the source of this 1179-nucleotide messenger RNA. RefSeq names its product ATP synthase mitochondrial F1 complex assembly factor 1 (gene atpaf1). The transcript has 9 exons. The record is from RefSeq and is a predicted model, not a curated record. The coding region runs from base 1 to 954 and encodes 317 amino acids. Gene Ontology annotation, biological process: mitochondrial proton-transporting ATP synthase complex assembly. NCBI's taxonomy places the organism in Eukaryota, Metazoa, Chordata, Actinopteri, Pleuronectiformes, Pleuronectidae. Gene Ontology annotation, cellular component: mitochondrion.
AUGUGGGACUGGAGCGGAGGAAAGAUGGCGGCUGCCAUGUUCCAGAUGUCCUGUUUGUACCGGGGCAUGUUAGCGGUCCGGGUCCCCGGAGUCCGGACCCUGAUCCCCGGUCUGGUCCCGGCCCAGUUCCGGACCUUCUCGGUGCGGAAAGAACCGGAACUGGAGGAGAACCCGUUCUACGGGAAAUACCAGGACCGGAUCCAGAGGCUUCGCAGCGCCAAACCGCAGGAGUUCAAGGCUCGAGUGGAGAAACGUCAUGAAACCAAGAAGGAGGUGCUGGGACACUCGAAGCAGGCAGAGUUCAUCAAGCUCAUGGAGCAGGAGCUGGAGAACAAGGACAAGAUGGCUGCCGACGGAGCAUCAGGAGGUUUCACCAAGAACAAGACUCUGAGCUCCAUCCUCAACAUGGAGAAGAUCCAGGAGAUGACGGGGGAGGAGAUCACAGAGCUUUGGAUGAAAUAUUAUUCGUCGCAUGAGACGAUCAGCGCCGUCAUCCCGACACAGAUCUACGAGAUGAUCCUCAACAGGUCGGAGUCUUGUCCGAUGUUCCUCUACGCUCUGCCUCAGAACGAGGGUUACGAGUUCUUCCUGGGUCAGUGGUCCGGACACCAGCUGCACUUCACCUCCCUCAUCAACGUGCAGACGAUGGGUGAGCACGCCCCCAGUCAGCUGAUCCUCUACCACUACCCGGAGCUGAAGGAGGAGAAGGGCAUGGUCCUCAUGACGGCUGAGAUGGAUCCCAAGUUCAUCACCGUCCACCAGGCUCAGUGCUUGGCCAAUCAGGUGCAGCUGUUCUACGGCACACUGAGGCAGGAGACCUUCCGAUUGGUGGAGAUGUUCAACCACAAACCCGCAGACUUCAAACACAUGUCUGUGAUAGCAGAGCUGGAGCAGAGCGGCCUGGGCCCAGCGCCCCCCCCCCGGACGCUCAUAGAGACACUACAGACGGACUGAGGUCCCAGGAUCUGCUCGUCUGCUUUCCAGGAACUGAUGGUUUUCGUUUUAAAAAGAGACUCGGCGUCCUGCGCUGGGAUAAACCUCGACCAAUCACAGCCCUUCAUGCUGGAGCUGCUGUGAUUCAGGGAGAAAAGUUCUUCUCAUGAACUGUGAACUCUGUCUGGGACUCAGAUUGUUUCCACAGGAGAAUAAUGUGGUAACUGGUCGGUUCAGUAAUGAUAG